Molecule: messenger RNA, 1113 nt
Organism: Tarenaya hassleriana
Lineage: Eukaryota; Viridiplantae; Streptophyta; Magnoliopsida; Brassicales; Cleomaceae
Product: ethylene-responsive transcription factor CRF6-like
Exons: 1
Coding region: 265-1113 (282 amino acids)
Biological process (GO): regulation of DNA-templated transcription
Molecular function (GO): DNA-binding transcription factor activity; DNA binding
Source: RefSeq, a predicted model, not a curated record
UAUAAAAACAUCAUAAUGACCAAUUAACUGUAAUUCCAAAAACAAAUAUGGGGAAAAAAAAUCCAAACAAAAAAGAAAAAGGGAAGAAAAUCAACACAAAAUAAAUGCGUGACUAUAUUAAGGAGGUUCCUCAGAAACGGCGAUUCUUCUUCGCCUUUUUGACUAUUCUCUCUCAACCGAAACUCCAUUUACUCUCUCUCUCUCUCUCUUGGGAAACAAUCGCUCUAUUUACUCCGGCAACUGUUACAGACCUCCAAACGAGAAAUGAACAGGCCAACCAUGUCGAGAACGCGAACGGUUAAGUUCACUGAGCACCGGAAAGUCUCCGCCUUUCCGACAAGACCCUUCUCCGGUUCCACCAAGGUUGUCCGAAUCACGGUGACCGACCCAUGCGCCACUGAUUCCUCCAGCGACGACGACGAUGGCGCCACGGCGGUUCCGCCGGCGAGAGUCAAGCGCUACGUCGACGAGAUCAGGUUCUACGACGGAGAUUCCUUCGCUGCCGCAACCAAACCCGGAAAGGCUGCGCGGCAAGCGAGGAAGAAGACCCAGAACGAUGAUGGGUCUUCGUCGUUGGCGAUGCCGAGGAAGUAUAGAGGCGUGAGGCAGAGGCCGUGGGGAAAGUUCGCGGCGGAGAUCCGUGAUCCGGCGAGCCGUACGAGGAUAUGGCUCCGGGCGGUCGCUGCUCUUGUCUAUGACCGAGCCGCCAUCAGCCUCAAGGGACCCAAAGCUCAGACCAAUAUCCUCACUCCUCCGCCGGAGACGCCGCCUCCGGUGGCGUCCUAUCCGCCGAGCAUCGACAUCGAGACGGUUUCUGGGUGCGAUUCGGGCAAAGAUUCCCAUCAGACACUCUGUUCUCCAACCUCUGUUCUCCGAUUCAACGUCAACGAGGAGACAGAGCUCAUGAUGGAGCUGAAGGCAGAGCCUGUCGAGCAGUUGUCCGAAUCAAAGCCCGAGACCGAGUUCAGACCGUGUCACCUGGCCGUCGCUGAAUCACCGGCGAGUCUGCUAUCGGAUCUGUGCUUCGCCGGUGAAUGUUUCUGGGAAUCCGACACUCCCCCUGAACCACACCCUGUUGAAAGAGAAAGGCGAUUCCGUAGAUUUCUCGCUUGA